This is a messenger RNA of Bacillus rossius redtenbacheri, 468 nucleotides long. RefSeq lists its product as uncharacterized. Lineage: Eukaryota; Metazoa; Arthropoda; Insecta; Phasmatodea; Bacillidae. The transcript has 3 exons. The record is from RefSeq and is a predicted model, not a curated record. Bases 1 to 468 code for a protein of 155 amino acids.
AUGUUUCCCGACUCGCGCGGCUCCGCGCCCGGCGACCGGCGCGAGGCCUCGGCGGCCGAGGGGCGGCGGCGCAGCCACCGCAAGAACCAGCGGCGGCGACAGACAUUCCACGCUCACCAGGGGCCGCUGCUGCCGCCGCCCGCCUACCCGGGCGCCGGCUGCCUCGCCGUCUUCGGCGCCGCACCCGCCGAGGAGGCGGACGAGGAGGACGCCGACGUCGAAGCUGACGCCGACAGUUGGCUGGGCAGCACGGGGCACCUGCAGCGGCCCGCGGCGGCGGCGGGCGAACACGACGCCUCGGCGCUGGUGCCGCCGCCGUACGGCGCGGCCACGGGGGCGGGCGUCACGCGGCUGGCGGUCACGCCGCCUCCGCCGCCCCCGCGCAGGACUCGCCCGCCCCCGGGCCCGCCCGGCGGCCGGAGGCGGUCGGGCUCAUCCAGUGGGUCGUCGGGCGACAGGGCGCAGUGA